UAAAAGAAAUAAAAAUAUGAAAACAGCUCGCCAGAAGAAAGCAAGAAAAAAUCUAGGUUUUUUCAUUAACAAUUAUAAAUUUAGAGCACCAUUCCAAAUUCUUAUUGAUGGUACAUUUGCAUUCGCUGCACUCGAGAACAAAUUCAAUAUACAAGACCAGUUGUCAAAGUAUUUUCAAGCUGAAGUGAAACUUUUGACUACACCAUGUAUAAUUUUGGAGACUGAGAAACUUGGUUCAUUUUCCAAGGCAGUCAGCGGUGCUAUGCAAAUAGUUAAACAAUAUCCUAUACACAAAUGUGGGCACGAAAAACAUUUUAUAACUGGUACAAAAUGUUUGCAAUCGAUGGUUGGGAAAAAUAAUUCAUCUAGGUAUAUUGUGGCUACUCAGGAUAGAGAACUUCAAGAUAUUUUGAGAAAAAUUCCAGGUGUGCCAAUAAUAUAUUUACAUGGUAAAGCACCAACUUUGGAGGCUCCUUCGCAAGCAAGUCGAAAAUAUGCUGAGAAUAUCCGUAAAGAAUUAGGAAUGAGUUCGUGGGAAACAGAAAAUAUUAAAACACUAAAAGAAGCAGCUGGUCUAACAGAAAAAUCAGAACUCAAAUUAAAGAAGAAACGAAAAAAAAGUGGUCCAAAUCCACUUAGUUGCUUGAAGAAAAAGAAGAAACCGCAAACAGAAAUUUCAAAUAAUACUACAGGAAAAAAAUCUGGAAAAGUUAAAAAGAGAAAGAAAAUGAAAAUAGCAGCUCACGUUAAAGAAGCAUUAGUUGCUGAAAUUAAAAACAACUCCAGACAAAAGAACACAGGGAACUAAAAAUAAGACAAAUUUAUGUAAAUAAAUUUCAUUUUUAUUCAUAAUACAAUAGUCUUUUCAGUUUGUAAAAUUAAAAUAAUAGAAUGAUAUUGUGAUAUAUUAUUCCUAAUACAUGAUGAGUCUAUUUAUGAAUAGAAAAUAGUUGCUAAUAUUAAUGAGAAAAUUGUAAUCUUAAAUACAUAGAAUAUUAAACAGUUA
This is a messenger RNA of Hylaeus anthracinus, 1006 nucleotides long. Its product is annotated as rRNA-processing protein UTP23 homolog. The transcript has 3 exons. Lineage: Eukaryota; Metazoa; Arthropoda; Insecta; Hymenoptera; Colletidae. The coding region runs from base 17 to 808 and encodes 263 amino acids. Gene Ontology annotation, cellular component: small-subunit processome; nucleolus. The record is from RefSeq and is a predicted model, not a curated record. Gene Ontology annotation, molecular function: small ribosomal subunit rRNA binding.